ACAACGCCUGGUUCCUCUCGGGUCCUUCCGGCGUCGCCGGAGUGAAUUGAUCCGGGAGUUGAAGAGGGCUGCAAGGUGGGAAGUGAAGUCAGUGCCUCAGUUGCUGGUAAGGUGUAGCUGUUCUGUCCCAGUCCCCGUAGCUCUGCACCGAGCAGAAGAGGUCUAGGGUCACGCAGGGGCCAUGGCUGAGGCACUCGGGCUUGGUUCUGGCAGGCGGAGCGGACGGGGCUGAGAGCGGGGCCCUACGGGCGUAAGCGAGGUUACCCUACGCGAGUGGCGUAAAGCGGGUUUGUAAAUGCCGCCUGCCGGCUUGGGCCCGAACGCCUCCAGGAAGUCUCCUCUAGGUGGGGGCGGGAGGGGAAGGGCGAGGUUGGCCCCUGGUGCCCCGGGAGAGGGGACAGGGCGGAUGUGCUUGGGGUGGGGUCCUUUGAAGGUGUGGCUUCGGACCGAGAGGUGAGGCUGCUGUUUUCCCCCUGCUUUAUCAGUGUGUUUUUUGUGUCCAAUUCUUUUAUCACCAAAAAAGAGAAGAAAUAUUGCAGUGAAUGAAGAUUCCUCUGCAUUUUAGCACUGCUUUUUCAACUGUAGUUGGCUUUUGAAUGAGGAUGACAAUGGAAGAGAUGAAGAAUGAAGCUGAGACCACAUCCAUGGUUUCUAUGCCCCUCUAUGCAGUCAUGUAUCCUGUGUUUAAUGAGCUAGAACGAGUAAAUCUGUCUGCAGCUCAGACACUGAGAGCCGCUUUCAUUAAGGCUGAAAAAGAAAAUCCAGGUCUCACACAAGACAUCAUUAUGAAAAUUUUAGAGAAAAAAAGCGUGGAAGUUAACUUCACGGAGUCCCUUCUUCGUAUGGCAGCUGAUGAUGUAGAAGAGUAUAUGAUUGAACGACCAGAGCCAGAAUUCCAAGACCUAAACGAAAAGGCACGAGCACUUAAACAAAUUCUCAGUAAGAUCCCAGAUGAGAUCAAUGACAGAGUGAGGUUUCUGCAGACAAUCAAGGAUAUAGCUAGUGCAAUAAAAGAACUUCUUGAUACAGUGAAUAAUGUCUUCAAGAAAUAUCAAUACCAGAACCGCAGGGCACUUGAACACCAAAAGAAAGAAUUUGUAAAGUACUCCAAAAGUUUCAGUGAUACUCUGAAAACGUAUUUUAAAGAUGGCAAGGCAAUAAAUGUGUUCGUAAGUGCCAACCGACUAAUUCAUCAAACCAACUUAAUACUUCAGACCUUCAAAACUGUGGCCUGAAAGUUGUAUAUGUUAAGAGAUGUACUUCUCAGUGGCAGUAUUGAACUGCCUUUAUCUGUAAAUUUUAAAGUUUGACUGUAUAAAUUAUCAGUCCCUCCUGAAGGGAUCUAAUCCAGGAUGUUGAAUGGGAUUAUUGCCAUCUUACACCAUAUUUUUGUAAAAUGUAGCUUAAUCAUAAUCUCACACUGAAGAUUUUGCAUCACUUUUGCUAUUAUCAUUCUUUUAAGAAUUAUAAGCCAAAAGAAUUUACGCCUUAAUGUGUCAUUAUAUAACAUUCCUUAAAAGAAUUGUAAAUAUUGGUGUUUGUUUCUGACAUUUUAACUUGAAAGCGAUAUGCUGCAAGAUAAUGUAUUUAACAAUAUUUGGUGGCAAAUAUUCAAUAAAUAGUUUACAUCUGUUAAA
Molecule: messenger RNA, 1637 nt
Organism: Pan troglodytes (chimpanzee)
Lineage: Eukaryota; Metazoa; Chordata; Mammalia; Primates; Hominidae
Gene: PDCD10
Product: programmed cell death 10
Exons: 8
Coding region: 597-1235 (212 amino acids)
Biological process (GO): positive regulation of MAP kinase activity; regulation of Golgi organization
Cellular component (GO): FAR/SIP/STRIPAK complex
Molecular function (GO): protein kinase binding
Source: RefSeq, a predicted model, not a curated record